Molecule: messenger RNA, 474 nt
Organism: Lentinula edodes (shiitake mushroom)
Lineage: Eukaryota; Fungi; Basidiomycota; Agaricomycetes; Agaricales; Omphalotaceae
Exons: 3
Coding region: 1-474 (157 amino acids)
Source: RefSeq, a predicted model, not a curated record
AUGACUCCUCCAUCCUGCGAUGAUUCUUCCGACAGUAGCCAAUUUUUUGAAUGGCUUGUCGGGGUCAUCGAUUAUGCCUGUACUGUGCGGCGAGAUCAGCGGCCCACUCAUCCUGGACACAUGGCCCAGGCUGGUCUUACAAUGGGGGCCCGGCAUAUUCCAGCGACCGCACGGGUUGUUGGCUGGGGAACUAGCUUCUACAGGAAGCUAUCAGAUGAAUCAAAGACCCAGCACGAGCAAGACACCAUCUCUGCUUCAGGCAUUCUGUGGUCCAUGAUCUUGGCAAUGAUGCCCACCGAAGUCACUAGGCCUGUAAUUCGUGUACUGAAUGAUUUCAAUAUUCCUCAUUUGGCUGGCCGAUACGUUAGGCCUGGAAAAGGAUUCUGUCUAGAACUUGGGGGCCGACGCAUUGUCUUUCCCAAUGUAAGCCGCUCUCCUCCGGAAGUCUACCUCACACGCGGCUAUUCAGCGUAA